Messenger RNA from Lachancea sp. 'fantastica', 765 nucleotides. NCBI's taxonomy places the organism in Eukaryota, Fungi, Ascomycota, Saccharomycetes, Saccharomycetales, Saccharomycetaceae. The record is from the annotation of a GenBank genome assembly.
AUGUCUGUAAUGCUCAAUCUGUUCAAUUUCAUUGACUUUGGCUUUUAUACAACGUUUCUGGUAGGUAUAUUGUCACUGCUACUUGCGAAAAUAAGAGCACCUUUGUUGCUGAAGUAUGGCAAAACCUUACCCGAGGAUGCCAAGAAUGGUCAAGAUAAGAGUCUCUGGGCUCUUUUCCAGCAACUUACGGUGCCGAAAGGUUGGUUCAGUCACUUUUAUGUUUACUCCGGGAUUCUUUCGUGUGUAAACUUGAUAGCGUUACGGCUCAACAUCCUAUCCGUUUUGAUGGCCGUUCAUUCUUUAAGACGACUCUACGAAACAACUCAUGUCAACAAAUCAAAGCCUAGCGCCAGGAUUCAUGUGUCACAUUAUAUGGUGGGGUUUUGGUACUACUCUGCAGUUAACUAUGCCAUUUACAGAAGCAAGCCCGAAACUUGGAGUCCACCUCUAAUCAAAAGUUUUGCAAUUUUGAUGUUCAUACUCGCAUCAUGGGAUCAGUACAAAAAUCAUCUGUACCUAUCGCAGUUGCGUAAAUACACGUUGCCCACCAAAGGGUUGUUUAGGUUAGUAGCCAGUGCGCACUACUUGGACGAAAUCUGCCUUUAUUCAGCAAUGACACUCUAUUCGCGUUCCACAAAACUAUUAGUGUGCUUGCUAUGGGUCAUCUCCAGUCUUUCUGUCUCUGCCAUUGAAACAAGAAAAUGGUAUAGUCAAAAGUUCCCACAAUCAACUCCUAAGUUUGCAAUUUUGCCUUACAUUCUUUGA